Messenger RNA from Sitodiplosis mosellana (orange wheat blossom midge), 450 nucleotides. RefSeq lists its product as uncharacterized. Lineage: Eukaryota; Metazoa; Arthropoda; Insecta; Diptera; Cecidomyiidae. The transcript has a single exon. The coding region runs from base 1 to 450 and encodes 149 amino acids. The record is from RefSeq and is a predicted model, not a curated record.
AUGGCUAUCACUGAUUCCUUCGUAGCAUUACAGGGUCAGUUGUUCCAUUCGUACAUUAGACGCAUACAAUCGGACAUCCAGUCGAACCCGAAGCAUUUUUGGAGGUUUGUGAACGACAGACGCAAACGUAGUGAGAUUCCAUCGGUUGUUGAGUACAACAACCAAACAGCAAGCAGCGAUGCAUCUAAAGCGGAGUUAUUUGCGGAUUUCUUCGAAAGCCAAUACACACCGAGUGAUGACAUUGAUUUGAACGGUUUGUUAAACGAAUGCCGCAAUGAUGCAUUGGAUUGUGAACUAAACGAGGCCAAUAUGAACAAAGGAGCUCGACCGGAUGGUAUUUUACCGAAACUACUGAAAAAUUGUGCGCAUUCAUUGGUCAAACCAUUGACAAAGUUGUUCAACAAGUCAUUGCAAGCGGGAAUAGUGCCAAAUGCAUUGAAAACCUCGUGA